UGUACCAGAGAAGUGAAACUAACUUGGUCCCCCACAUCUGCAGUGCAGGGAGCAAUGGCUGCUGUGCAAAAACUCCAGGAUGAAGCCACGUGUUCCAUCUGUCUGGAGUAUUUCAAAGCCCCGGUGUCUAUCCACUGCGGGCACAACUUCUGCCGGGCCUGCAUCAGCCAGUGCUGGGGGGAGUCGGAGCCCAACUUCUCCUGCCCCCAGUGCAGAGAAACCGCCCAGCAGAGAAACUUCAGGCCCAACAGGGAGCUGGCGAACAUGGUGGAGCUAGUGAAACAGUUGAAGUUACAAGCAGGGAAAGAUCCAGAGGGGGAGCGAGUGUGUGAGAAACACAGGGAGCCUCUGAAACUCUUCUGUGAGGAGGAUCAAAGCCCCAUCUGCGUGGUGUGUGACAGAUCCAAGGCUCACAGAGACCACCCUGUGAUUCCAAUCGAAGAGGCUGCCCAGGAGUACAAGGAACAAAUCUGGACACAACUGCAGACCCUGAAGGAAGAGAGAGAAAAACUCCUCAAAUACAGACAGGCCAAGGAGGGGAAAAGCCAGGAAUACCUGGAGAAGACGGAUGAUGAGAGACGGAAAAUCAUGUCUGAAAUUCUGCAAUUGCGCCAGCUGCUGGAGGAACAAGAGCGACUCCUGCUGGCCCAAUUGGGAGGCCUGGAAAAGGAGAUUGGGAAGAUGCAGAAUGAAAAUGUCACCAAACUCUCAGCGGAGAUUUACCGUCUCAGUGAGUUGAUCAGUGAGAUGGAGGGGAAGUGCCAGCAGCCCGCGAGUGAAUUCCUGCAGGAUAUCAGAAGCAUCUUGAGCAGGUGCGAGAAAGGGAAGGCCCAGGCGGCGGUGGAGAGUCCUUCCGAGCUGGAAAAGAGAAUCUGUGAUUUCUCCCAGAAAAGGAUCAUUCUGGAGAAGUUUCUGAGGGAAUUCAAAGACACGCUGGUAUUUGAGCUGGAGGUGGAAGGGAGUCAAUUUUUGGCAAAGGAGAUGGAAAACGUAGGUGAAAAGGUGAAUGUGACUCUGGAUCCAGACACGGCUCAUCCCAAACUCAUCCUGUCUGAGGAUCGGAAACAUGUGAAAUAUGGAGAUGCCUGGCAGGAUCUGCCCCACAAUCCCAAGAGAUUUGAUUCUUCUCUCUGCAUGCUGGGCUAUUGUGAACUCUUAAGGGCAGGGGAUGUCUUGAAAUACAGCACCAUUGGCCCCAGAGCCCAGACGUGUACCGGCACGUGCUAACACAGUUCCAGUACUACACAAUAACAUCAAUGAACGACUUGCCACUGGAAGCAUGUCUCUUUCUUUACAGCACCGUUUUGUAUUUUACAGGAUUUCCUGUCCAUUGGAAAUUAAGAUUCCCCAGUUGCAAAGAGGGUUUGAUGGACAUUAGGCAGUGUUAUUUGAGCAAAUUCUCUUUUUUUUAAAUGAUUCACAUAAUCUGGGACCGAAGUGUUUUUAGAACAGGGUCUCUAGAGGAUGCUAAAGGGUCCUCUUGUCUGGGCCAUUUGGCAUUAAAUACAGAAAUAAACUCGGAAGUGAUCAGAAAAAGA
This is a messenger RNA of Chelonia mydas (Green sea turtle), 1538 nucleotides long. RefSeq names its product zinc finger protein RFP. The transcript is spliced from 8 exons. The record is from RefSeq and is a predicted model, not a curated record. Gene Ontology annotation, molecular function: zinc ion binding. Bases 55 to 1227 code for a protein of 390 amino acids. NCBI's taxonomy places the organism in Eukaryota, Metazoa, Chordata, Testudines, Cheloniidae.